ACUGGAUAUUCCAUGGCCGUUAGGGUGCAUCAAAAAACACAUUUCAUGAAUUUUGUUAUGGCUGGGUGCUAAAAGUGUUCCAAUAUAUGUAGAAACAAACAUGCUAAAUAUUUUUCCACUACAUGAUGAUUUAGGGGUGCCACCGCACAUCUGUUUUUGUUGGAUAAAGUGGUUAACAGUGCUCAAUGGUCGCCAUGGAGAUCUGAGGUAAACAAUACUACAGCUCAAGAAAACUGAGGUGAUCUUUCUGUAUGAGAUGAUCUUUCUGUGUUGGGUAUGUAUUAUUACAUAUUACUAUCAUAUCUGUAGUUGUGUCUUUGUAUACUUAUUUGUCAUGUCAUUUAAGUCAUAUUUAUUGGUAUUUGGUGCUCAUUACAUCUAGCUAACGUUAGCUAGCAACAGUUUGCUAACCACAUUUAGCUAUCUAUGUUAGCGAAGCUAUUAAACUUAACAUCAACAGUAUUCUAGAGUGGAUAGUGUCAUAUUCAGAGUAUAGAUGUCUCAUGUUUAUUGAGAGUAGCAUUGUAGUUGUUACAGUAAAUUAACAUUUUAAAUACAAGUAUAUUUGCAAGCACAGCUAGCUACUCUGGUAUUGAUGUAAGUUAUGAUGAAGUUAGACUAUGUACAGCAAAAAUUUGAGGCUUAUGCAAGAAUGGUUUGUCAUAAUUGAGUGAUAUUAAGUAUGGUAAGAUAUGAUUUUAAACACUAUCUUUGAGCUUGUAUCCAUUUAAUUCUUAGGCACUGCACAACACAACCCACCCCAGGAUCCAGCUCUCCUAAGAUGCUGCCCUCACCAACUGGUCCCUGCCAGACUAGCAGUCGCAGCCUGGUCUUUGGUCUGGGCCCCAGCAUCACCAGUGAGGAUGACAUCAUCACAGGUGCCAAAUUGCCAACUGGUCGUCAGAUCUUACGCUGCAUGCUUGCCAAGAAACCUGGUGCAAAUGGAGCAUUGUCGCAGUUCGAGGCAGCCAAGGUUGUCCUGGAGCAGGUGCGGCCAUUUUACAAGAAUGCCAACAUCCCAAUGGUGAGAGACAAGUGUACGUGCUACAAGAUGGUAGACUUAGUCAAUGCUAACAACAAGCUGCAGAAAAUCUCAGACCUAGCUUUCUUGGCCAGCAUGAAGACUGACAGAGUGGCCACAUUUGGUGUAUUGGACAAAAAGCUGCAGCUCAAGGUGAAGCGGCGAGAGGAGCGUCAAGCUGCCGCAGCAGCCAAGCAGUCCCGCUGUGAAAAGGAGCUGGAGGAGAUGACGGCAAUGUCCAGCUUGGAGUCGGAGAGUGAUGAGGAGUCAGAGAAGGAUACUAACACAGUCUAUCCACCAUCUGAGGGCGAACCAUUCCACAAGCAUAAGAAGACUGGAACAAACAUCUUCAUUCCACAUGACAUCCUUAGCCAACCAAGUGUCGUGUCACUGGCUACAAUGCAACAGGCUGCCUUCACGUGUGGCCUUGUUGCAGAGUCAGGCGGUGAAUGUACACAUCUCUCUGCAUCUUACGCAACAGCUGACCGAGCAACAGCUGCCUCCAUUGUGCACCCUACACUGGGACAGCAAGUUAACACCGAUGCUCAGCAAUAUGCACCAGUUGGAGGAGCGUCUUACAGUGGUGGUUGGAGAUGCAGAGUGGCUGAAACUGCUUGUUGUCCCGGAGUAUAAGAAGCAGACCAAUGAGGCAUGUGGAGUUGACAUGCAAGUUGCUGCAGGACUGGUGCUGCGCUGAUCAGGUUGUCAACAUGGCAUUUGACACCACUGCGUCAAACACAGGCCAUCUCACAGCAGCCUGCAUUGCCAUACUGCUCUCACUGGGCCGACCACUGCUUUGGUCUCGGUGCCGGCACCACAUUGGUGAGGUCCUCCUGAACCAGGUUUUCACAGACCUGAAGGUGGAGUCAUCACGCUCGCCAGAGGUUACCUUGUUCACACGUCUGAGAGAGAAAUGGAACCUGUUACCACAAGUAUCCUGCAGCCAAUGGUCCCGCUACAUUCUUGGCAACACCGAGCAACCACUCCUGUCUUCAGUGGCAGAAAAUGGCGGAGCAUUUGGAUUCAAGAACCAGACACCACCAUGACUCACCAUGCCCCCACCUAAAGCCUACUCCUUUGCACACUUUCUCUCUCUCUCCACCCAUGUCCCCAACAGAAUCAUAAUUCUUAUGUACAUACAUAAAUACCUUUUUGUUUCCAAUGU
Messenger RNA from Esox lucius (northern pike), 2186 nucleotides. RefSeq lists its product as uncharacterized. The transcript is spliced from 2 exons. Lineage: Eukaryota; Metazoa; Chordata; Actinopteri; Esociformes; Esocidae. The record is from RefSeq and is a predicted model, not a curated record. The coding region runs from base 782 to 1654 and encodes 290 amino acids.